AUGUCAGAGGCAUUAUAUAAUGCUUACGACACACCAACCGAACUGUUUUUGGGAGGAGCAUUGAUGGGGAUCUCCAUGCUGCUUACUCUGCACUCUAUAUUCCAUAUGGCGGUCCGUCGCUCGACAGUAUCAAAGUAUUAUCUGUUUCCAGUGGUCAAUGGUCUCCUCUUUAUUUCUGAAAUCCUAACCCUAAUAAAAAUUUUGGCACCCUAUACGCGAAUAUGGGUGACGGUCAUGCGCAAUGGCAUUUUUAUCGUACUCAGACCGGCUAUUUUGUACUUGGCUUUCUUGAGAUGUCAAGCCGUAUAUGCUCCGUGCAGGAAACACAGCCGGCUCCAUUAUUUGGUGAUUGCAUUUGCGGUAUUACAGUUAACCGGCUUAUUCAUUGCCAGCACUCAGUACAAUAAAUCAUGUCAAGUUCAAAACGACAAAUGUGAAACCGACGAUUGGGAAAUCAUAUAUAAUAUCAACGACUGGGUCACUCCCUUACUUAGAUUUUACUAUCUGAUUCUGGAAGGCAUAUUUCUUGUUGUCGUUUUCAACACGUUUCGUCGUAGUGAUCUCAGCGAGGAUCCUCAGAUAGUUCGUCAUCGCAAAUUUCAAUCAUUUUUCUUCUAUCUCGAUCUCCUUUUUCUUACAUUUUCAUCCACAUAUCACUUUCUAUGCAUAUUCGUAUCAUUAAACUUUACAUACGAAACCCUUGAAUUAUUCAGUAUAGCAUUCACUGUGUUCUGUAUGACAGAGUUUGGAUUGGUUAUUCCUAAGCUAUUCAAGAGUAUUCACACUCGUGAUAUCGAGUUACGAAAUCACCUUUCAUCAAAGAAAGCAAAUAGUAUUUCCGACGAGUUGGUGAGUAACAUUGGUAAUGCGGUACUGAGUGAGGACGAGGAAAAACAGCUUGAGUCAGUAGACAGUAAGGAAGAUGAAUCAGAUGUAAAGGCGACAAAUAAGAUUAAUGAACAGGGUAGUGCGUCGUUAGCUACUACUUACGAUACAAACAAUACAAGUAUUUUUUCAAGUGGUAGCGAGCAUGAACUUACCACUCGCGAUGUGUCUAGUAUAAGACUCGAGCGAGAUAUGUAA
Paraglomus occultum is the source of this 1083-nucleotide messenger RNA. Lineage: Eukaryota; Fungi; Glomeromycota; Glomeromycetes; Paraglomerales; Paraglomeraceae. The record is from the annotation of a GenBank genome assembly.